Molecule: messenger RNA, 1876 nt
Organism: Aspergillus candidus
Lineage: Eukaryota; Fungi; Ascomycota; Eurotiomycetes; Eurotiales; Aspergillaceae
Product: putative UPD-GlcNAc transporter (Mnn2-2)
Exons: 5
Coding region: 261-1655 (464 amino acids)
Biological process (GO): transmembrane transport
Cellular component (GO): Golgi membrane; endoplasmic reticulum membrane
Molecular function (GO): UDP-N-acetylglucosamine transmembrane transporter activity
Source: RefSeq, a predicted model, not a curated record
CUAACCUGUAUAGUAUUUGGUAAAUUGGAGACGUUAACAAAGUGAUGAAUCUGAAGCUCUUCAAACCAAAACAAACCACAUGGCCCUUGCAGGUCUGCGCCAGUGAACUCACUCCGCCGAGUAAUUAUUCUGGCCAUCGCGUUCAUUCAUAUUUUUGAUAUUUUACUGUCAUUGCUUUGUUUUACUGUCUCUGAUACCUGUACAGGGCUGAUUAUUUAGCUGGGUCUCUUCUAGCAGCAUCAACGCCCUAAAGAUACGUGAUGUCAUCUGUGGCCUCUUCAGGUGCACAAAGAGUGUCUGGUGGAAUUGAUUCUGGUCCUUCAACAACAAGAUCCCGUGGAUCAAAGUCUGAUAAUCGCCGUGAUUAUAAUUAUGUGCGCCCUAGUCAAGAACCAACGGAGAAGGCACAAAAACCGUGCUCUGAACAGUCUGGAAAUGAGCAUGGUCAUGGAGACACAGAGCUACAUAGAACAACAUCAUCUGAACUUAGAAAUGCAGUGAUCCAAACUAUCCUCUCUAGUUGGAAAACUGUGGUCAUCAUGGUCUCAUUAAUAUUUGGUGGUUGCUGUGCUAAUGUUUUUACACUAGAGACUAUUAUCAAAGAUCGGCCACGCGCAGGCCCUCUAAUAACAUUUGCGCAGUUUUUACUGACUGCGCUGUUUACAUUUCCAAGCUUUAUAUCUUUUUCAGCAGGACCUCGGGCAUUGUUUUUCAAAAAGAACAUCAUCCCAUUGAGCUCGUGGUUUGCGUAUACCGCAUUCUUUGUGACCAUUAACAUGCUGAAUAAUUGGGCUUUUGCCUAUAAGAUUUCCGUCCCACUCCACAUUAUCUUAAGGUCCGGUGGUCCAGUAGCUUCUAUGAUUGUUGGACGUCUCUUCAGCUCCAGGAAGUACUCCCAAGGCCAAAUUGUGGGCGUGGCAAUGCUCACACUGGGUGUAGCUAUGGCUGCAUUGGCCGAUGCCCAGUCCAAGGGUCAAAUUACCAACACCGAUCAGAAAGAUGACUCUUCUUUUGCUAGAGCCGUAACUGGAUUUAGCAUCCUUGUUUUGGCAAUGGUACUUUCUUCGUUUCAAGGAAUAUACGCCGAUAAGCUGUAUGCGACUUACGGCAGAGAGCAUUGGAAAGAAGCUCUGUUCUACUCCCAUACGCUUUCUUUGCCGCUUUUCCUAGGCGCCUACUCGAAUCUUUCCACUGAAUGGAACUCGCUCUUUUUAUCACCGCCAUUGCUUUCUCGAAAUGCAGAACUUGGGCUCUCCGGUGUUCUGUUUUCCGACGCCACCACGAAAACAUGUGCACAGCCAGUCCGCUCAUAUCUCAACCAUGCCGCGUUGCGCCUUUUUGAAGUGCUCCGAAAUAACGACAGCAUCCAGUCAAUUCUGGUCUCUACCCCUGCGCAAGUGAUUUUCCUGAUCCUCAAUGCACUGACCCAGUACCUGUGUAUCCGUGGUGUGCAUCUGCUCUCUGCCAAAUCGUCCUCCUUGACAGUGACAAUAGUCCUGAAUAUCCGAAAGCUCGUGUCUCUUCUACUAUCCAUCUAUCUGUUUGGCAAUGAUCUUACGUCUGGGGUGUCAUUUGGAGCAAUUUUUGUUUUCGUGGGUGGUGCGUUAUAUGGCCUUGCAGGUACACGACCGAGGAAAGCUCUCAAGAAAGAAUGAGCGCCAUAACACUGCGUUCCACAGAUGGCGUUUUCAUUAUUGUCGGUGGAGUUUUUUUUUCAUUGAUGCUCACUUGAACAUUGUAUGCUAUAUUAUAUUUGUUUGGACAUAGAGUAAAGCAUCAGGCACGUUGUAGAUAUCCCCAUUCAUAUGGGCAUACUUCAUUCUACAGACAGUGGUAACCUGAGGAUUAAAAAUAGCUCAUUGGCCGUUGGAUCGGC